Messenger RNA from Closterium sp. NIES-65, 2079 nucleotides. Lineage: Eukaryota; Viridiplantae; Streptophyta; Zygnematophyceae; Desmidiales; Closteriaceae. The record is from the annotation of a GenBank genome assembly.
AUGGAUCUGGUCCGACGUGGCGUGCUCGUAGUGGUGCAGCAACCAGUAGAGGACGACGAAGCAGGCGCCGGUACUGAUACUAGCAGCAGCCGGCGGUUACCUCGCGAGAUCUUUAUUCUCGGCACGACGCACGUGUCGGAAACGGCUGGUGAGGACGCCAUGCGGGUGGUGCGGAGCGUGCAGCCUCAGAACGUGGUGGUGGAGCUGUGUAAAAGCAGAGCACCCAUAAUGUACGACCCUGUACCGGACCCCAACCAGCUCUCAGUGCCAAGCUCUGAUGCCACGGGUGCUGCUGCUGCUCCUGCUCGCGAUCUAUUCCUCAUGGGAGGAGCCAGCCUACCUCAGACGCUCAUGCGCAGCAUCCAGCUCGGGGCCACCCUGCCUCAGACGCUCAUGCGCAACACAGCAUCCAGCUUGAUUUGCACUGCUGCCUUCUGUGGUUGUCUUUUCAGCCUGAUGCAUUCCGUUUCCAUCUCUCCUCCAUCACCUCUGUUGGUUGGAAUCACUUCUCCGUCGUGCAUGGAAGGCCCUCUCUCUGCGCGGCCGCGCUUGCCUCGUUUCGCCUGUAUGUGGUUUGGCUUGGCAAAUCAAUAUGCCCUCUUCCUCUUCCCCCCUCCCCUCUCCUCCCCCCAGCUGCGCCGGGCAUGGAAGGCCCUUUCUCUUCUCGACCGCACUUGCCUCCUGCGCCGUGCAUGGAAGGCCCUUUCUCUUCUCGACCGCGCUCGCCUCGCCUCUGCUCUCCUGCAAGGCGGGCUGAAGGGGGGCUCUCUGGAGCAGAGCGAGUUGAAAGGAGCGUUCUCAAGACAGCGUGACUCUACUAAUGGUCAAGGGAUGGAGGGUUUAAAUAUGGAUAGAGAUGUUGUGGGGAGUGGGGGAGUGGUAGAGAAGGACGACGCGGAGGGAGAGGAAGAGGUCGAGUUUUUGUCGGCUGUUUUUCAGGAAGUUGCACGGCAGUUUCCUACGCUCAUCGGGCCACUGGUGCAUGAGAGGGAUGCGCUUCCGUAUCAGGAAGCUAGCAUCGAUGGCGGUUCGGCUAUCAGUGACGGCUCUUACCAAUGGUUCACCACAGCAGCCUCGCCGGCACCAACAACUGCUGGUGCUGGAGUGGACACUGCUUCCUGGAAGCUUAUUGAGAGCGCGUUCGGGUUCUCCUUCCUCUACCCGUCCUCCUAUAUAGUCACAAUUAACUGCAAGAACGACCCAGCAGAUACCCCACUCACAGCAGACGGCGCUCAGGCCCUAGCAUUGAACCGCAAGAACGACCCAGCAGACGCCCCACUCACAGCAGACGGCGCUCAGGCCCUAGCAGUCGUGGGCAACUUUGUCACUUUUGACACGAUGAGUGUCAUUCGCUAUGCCUUCACUCCAAACCCCGACAAGCUCGCUCCUCUCAUCCAACGCAUCCUGCCCAAUGGGGUGAGUCUCACUCAUCGCCGCCCAUCCUCCUCACUCAUCGCCGCCCAUCCUCCUCACUCAUCGCCGCCCAUCCUCCUCACUCACGCUUCGUCUCCUCACCUUUUCAAACCCCAACAAGCUCGCUCCUCUCAUCCCAACAAUCUGAGCACCUCAUUGGUGGAGGACACGGUGUUCCCCAACCAGCCAAUCAUAGAGCUUCCUCUGGAUCUCCAAAAGAUCCUCUCCGCCCUGGCAUCACCUGCCGGACUCAGUUUCGAACGUGCCGAGUGUAAUAACGGAGGCGUGCAGAGGGAGGAUAGAGGAGGGAAUGAGGGGAGUGCAUAUUUUGUGAUAACGGAGACGUGCAGAGGGCGGAUAGAGGAGGGGAAGGGGGGCGUGGGUGAGUGUGUGUCAGUGCGAGGGGCCGAUCUUGUUCAGCCAAUCGUGCGCCGCCACAUAGGCCGGAUACUCCUGUCAGAAGGCUACCUCUACGUCAUCACUGUGGCGUGCACCGAGGCACGGCGGCCCGAAAUGAGCACCCUGCUGCAAUGCACCACCCGCAACCCCCUCCCCCCACCCACUCCCCCACUUCUUCCCCACAUCUCCCCUCCGGGCUACCUCUUUGUCAUCACUGCGCCGAGCAUCAAGGCAGGGCGGACAAGAGUGAACGCACAGCUGCAAUGA